GCGCAAGAAGACCACACGCGUCAUCGACAUGUUUGGAUGUCGCACGUGAAUGACGUCAGUAUAAUCAGUUUGUAACUUCGUAAAUUUAAUCGUAGAUUUAAAAACCAAAUUGCGGAGAUGUCGGCCUUGUGUGGGCCUAGCAACGGCUCUUCAGAUGUGUGUCAAGAUGCCGCAGAGAAACAAGAGAAGGCACAUCCCCGUGUUCUCAUUCCCGAGUUAUGCCGGCUCUUCUACCAGCUUGGAUGGGUGACAGGGACUGGUGGUGGGAUCAGUUUGAGACGAGGUGAUCAGAUCUACAUUGCACCAUCAGGCGUUCAGAAGGAGAGAAUACAGCCAGAGGAUAUGUUUGUGUGUGACGUAGAAGAGAGAGACAUCAGUUGUCCUCCUGCUUGGAAGAAGUUAAAGAAAAGCCAGUGUACUCCACUUUUUAUGAACGCCUACACCAUGAGAGGGGCACAGGCAGUUAUACACACCCACUCCAAGGCUGCUGUCAUGACAACGCUGCUGUAUCCUGGCAAAGAAUUCAGGAUAACACACCAAGAGAUGAUAAAGGGGAUUCGUAAGGGCACCUCAGGCACAAACUAUCGGUAUGAUGACAUGCUGGUAGUUCCUAUUAUUGAAAACACACCAGAGGAGAAGGACUUGAAGGACAGGAUGGCCCGAGCGAUGGACGAAUACCCGGAUUCAUGUGCAGUUCUUGUUCGCCGGCAUGGCGUCUAUGUUUGGGGAGAGUCUUGGGAAAAAGCAAAAACAAUGUGUGAAUGCUAUGAUUACCUGUUUGAUAUUGCUGUCCAGAUGAAGCAGUGUGGUUUGGACCCCUCAGCCCUUCCGGUGGAAGAAAAGGGAAUAGUGUGACAUUUACUGCAGCCCGCCUCAAAAUGGAUGAAAUGUGAUGGUAAGGGCAAAUUCGGGGUUGAAGAUCGAAUGCCUGCAAUCUGGAGGUAGCUGCAGGUACACUGUAAAGCACUGUGGGACAACUCACAAGAGAGUAGCUGUCAAACCAAUGUCCUCAGGUUCAAAUGCCUUUCUGUUCAAGCCUGGCUGCACUGAAAUCAAGGAAUUGCUGUAUGUCAGAGAGAACUAGAGCACAGAUCUCACUUAAUCUGUAAUACUUUUAACUUUGCCUCGGCGAAUAAAACAUGAGAUGUCAGUUGUGACUUGAUGUUUUUUUGUUUACUUAUCUGUCCCUUUCAUUUUUGUAAGCCACAUUUCAUAUUAAACAACUCAUUUACAAAUGACACAAAACUUUGACCGGUGGAAUAAAAAUCACAGCGUACA
Molecule: messenger RNA, 1278 nt
Organism: Xiphophorus maculatus (southern platyfish)
Lineage: Eukaryota; Metazoa; Chordata; Actinopteri; Cyprinodontiformes; Poeciliidae
Gene: apip
Product: APAF1 interacting protein
Exons: 9
Coding region: 118-855 (245 amino acids)
Cellular component (GO): cytoplasm
Molecular function (GO): methylthioribulose 1-phosphate dehydratase activity; metal ion binding
Source: RefSeq, a predicted model, not a curated record